Ambispora gerdemannii is the source of this 423-nucleotide messenger RNA. Lineage: Eukaryota; Fungi; Glomeromycota; Glomeromycetes; Archaeosporales; Ambisporaceae. The record is from the annotation of a GenBank genome assembly.
AUGUCAAAAAUCCAAACUCUCUUCUUGGUUAUUGCCGCUUUGUUCUUUGCUCUCGCUUGGACUUCUCCAAUUCCAAAUUCUCAGGAUCCUGUUAGCGAUAAACCACCUACUCCUGGAGGUUCAAUUCAAGUGACAGCACCAAGCGCGGGAACUUAUAAGUUUGGAUCAUGGCAAGGUGUUAGCUGGAAUGCUAACGUCGAUAUUCCAGACAAAUGGAAUCGUAAAGUCAACGUUUGGGUCUCCAGAAAGCGCGGAGACGGACCAGACAUAGUUAAAUACAAAUAUCUCGGUGAAUUCAAUUACGGAAAUACCUAUGCUGGAUUCACAGCUGAGCUCAAUGCAGGUGUUUAUUAUGGCUAUGUAGAGGUCUGCGAUGAUCCUACGGUUUGGGGCACCGGACCACUAUUCGGGAUUAAUUGGUAA